AUGAGGCCCGUCUUUCCCGCGGCCCUCUUGCUCUCUUGGGCAGCUGGGGCCGAGUUGCAGCUCAUGCAGAUGACAGCGCGCAGCCCUGUGAAGAAUAGCUCCGACUGGCAGCCGAGCAGACCAUGCCGCACGCCUGUCGAGGGCGACGAGUGCCACUCGACAGUGAUGUGGGCGAUGCAGACGGGUAUCGUGAAGAACCCGGACUGGUAUGUCCCGUUGACGAGAAACUCCAGCUUCGAGGACUUCCAGCGGCUCACGCCUCGGCGGUCCGACGUGUGCCCCGAGCCCUGUGCAGCGCAGGCAGGGGGGCUCCCGCCGCCCGCAGGGCUGCCGGCGCCAGACGAGUGCCACACGUCCGUCAGAGGCGACGCCUGCUACGGGAAGGUGAUGUGGGCGAUGCAGACUGGCAUCGUGGAGAGGCCAGACUGGUAUCCUGGUCUGACCAGGAACUCAAGCUUUGAGGACUUCCAGCGGUUCCUGCACAGCGAGGCCAGGCUCUCCCGUGUGUGCCCCAGGCCUUGCGAGCAGGAGGAGUGCCGCACACCCGCCGAGGGGGAUGCGUGCUACAAGGUCCUGGUAUGGUCGAUGCAGACGGGUGUCGUGGAGAAUCCAGAUUGGUUCGCCCCCCUGACGAAGAACUCCAGCUUCGAGGACUUCCAACGGCACACAGCGCGGGUGUCCGACGUGUGCCCUUCUCCCGCGUGUGCCCCGAGCCCUGCGCAGCGCCGGCGCAGGCGGAGUGCCGCACGUCCGUCCGAGGCGACGCGUGCUACGAGAAGGUGGUGUGGGCGAUGCGGGUGGGCAUCGUGGAUGCGCCGGGGUGGUAUGCUCCCCUGA
Messenger RNA from Prorocentrum cordatum, 837 nucleotides. The record is from the annotation of a GenBank genome assembly. NCBI's taxonomy places the organism in Eukaryota, Dinophyceae, Prorocentrales, Prorocentraceae.